AUGGAUUAAUCUGAAAACGGAUAAGACAUAAAUCAGUUCUUAGAAACUAAUUAUAAAUGUCCAAAGCAUACAAAUAAAUUAAUAGAAUGGAUUAAGUUAGAAGAAGAUAGCGAUCCAUAAGUUUUGAAAUGUACAAAAUGCAUUGAAAAAAAGACUGAUUUUUUAAAUUGCAUCUUUAUUGAAGAAUUGAUGGAAAGCAACAACGAAACUAUUUUUGAAAGAUGGCCUUUUUUAAAUAACCCUGAAAUUUUAGAAAAACUAAAGGAAAUCACUAGCAGAAUAUCAGAAGUUGAUCAGAUCAAAGAUAAGAUUAGAGUUAUUUUCAAAAAUCUAAGGAUAAAAAUCGAUUCAAAAUUAGAAGAAAAGUAAGAGGAAAUCUUUAAAUUCAUAGAUAAGUAAAAGAGCGCUUAACAAGAAUACAACCUAAUUUGCUAAAAGGAAAAACUAAAUGAUAUAAUAAGAAACAUGCAUUAAGACUUUGAAAAAUAAAACUUGAUGCUUAAUGAUAUUGUUGCUGAAAAUAAUAUGAAUUAUGAAAAGAAUAAAUAAACUUUCGUAAAUUAUAUUAACAAUUUCUAUGAAAUAAUUAGCAUAGAUUUUAGUGCUUACGAUGAAAUAGAAAAUAGCUUUUGCAAAUACAUUCAUGAUAAGAAUUGGUAACCAUUAAAAGAAAAUGUAUAAGUAUUUCAAGCUUAAAAUUAAAGUUUGUUGCAAAAAUAAUAAGUAGAAAUUAUUUCAAAUGGAGUUAAAUUACCCAAUGAAGAAGCUAAAUAAAUAAAGGAUGAAUAAGAAGAAUUGUCUUUCAAAGUAAAAAAUCUAGAUGAACUCUCUAAUUGUAUUAAUAAAAGAAGAAUAGACAUUGAUUUUAGUUAAAAGACGAUGAAUAAUUCUGAUAUAACAAAAUUUGUGAGUGAUCUAGAAAAGUGUCAAAAUGUGAUUUCCUUAAGUCUUAAUUUAUGCUAAAGUUAAAUCGAUGCAGUAUAAUUUUAAAGGAUAGCAAGUGUGCUUGAAAAUUUCCAAAAUAUUUCUUGCUUUAAUCUUAAUGUCUAGGAAUUCUCACAUGAAAAAUUUAAAAAUAAUUCUGUUUUUGGAGGACCUAUUAAUGUUUAGGGCUAUAUGUAAUUUUUUGCUAACAUAGCUAAUUGCAUUUCAAAUGUCUUAAAAAAGCUUAAACAUAUCAGUAAACUGAAUCUAAAUUUAAGUAAAAAUAAAAUAGGUACAUAAGGAUUAAUGACAGUUUUAAAUUCUAUAUAAUGCUGUUAAAAUAUUACUGAUUUAUAACUAAGCAUAUCAAAUACAUUUGAAAUGAAGUAGAGUUAUAGUGGAAUGUUUAAGAUUCAAACAUAAAAUAACAAUUUUACCUCUUUAGAAGCGAAGAAUUUAGCAGAUGCAUUAUCAAUACUUUAAAAAAACACUGAUUUAAGCAUUGAUUUGAGCAAUAAUUUUAUAUGUGAUGCUUCAGCUAAAGAAUUAGCUUAAGGCUUAGAAAAAUGCUCAAAAAUAGCCAAUUUGAAUCUUAAUUUGGGCUAAAAUAUUAUUGGUUAAGAAGGAGCUAACAUGAUUAUUGAUGCCAUAUAAAAAUGCAAAAAUAUCUCAAAGUUGAAAAUAAAUUUAAGCUAUAAUUCUUUAUCAGAUGAUACGGUUCAAAGCAUUAGGAGUAGAUUAUAAAACAGUGGAUAAUUCAUUAAUUUAGAUAUUGAUCUAAAAUAAAAAUAAAUUGGUUUAGUUAACAAUCCCUUUAAUAAAUAUAUUGAUUGA
Molecule: messenger RNA, 1758 nt
Organism: Tetrahymena thermophila SB210
Lineage: Eukaryota; Ciliophora; Oligohymenophorea; Hymenostomatida; Tetrahymenidae
Product: kinase domain protein, putative
Exons: 10
Source: RefSeq, a predicted model, not a curated record